Messenger RNA from Coregonus sp. 'balchen', 16499 nucleotides. The record is from the annotation of a GenBank genome assembly. Lineage: Eukaryota; Metazoa; Chordata; Actinopteri; Salmoniformes; Salmonidae.
AUGGCAUUUACAGACACCACAGGCUCAAGUCACAAGUUUUUAAUGGAGGCGUCGCUACUCUAUCAAGACAUUUGUCCGGAGCAAUCACGUUUUCUCAUGUAAGGAUUCUCUCUUUAAUAAACGUAGAACGUAAUAGCUACAUCUCGUUCAUAUUUGUUGAUGUAAUGAUAAUAUAGUGACACUAGGUGGCAGAGUAGCACAGUGAAAUUCAUUUCAAAUUGUGUAGUUUUACGAAAUACAAUAUCAUGCCAAGUACAUUUGUUCCGUUUUGGUAUUGUUCUUUUCACAAUGUUUAUUUUUUAGAACCAAUGUCAUUGCCAUAGCUAUUGUUUUCUUGAAACAAUAUCAUGCAUUUUGUAACCACAUAUCCAACAUGCACACUAGCCAUGUGCACACACACGCUUUGCCAAUGUACAGAGAUAGUCCCUAACCAGGUCUGCUUUGUCUCCUACAAAUGUCAAACGUUUGCAUGCUUCUGUCCUUUAUGUUUGCGUGCAUCAAUUACAAUAGCAGGCAGCCUUAAUGAGCUGACAGUGAGACCCAGCUGGCAGAGACUGUGCCGUACCAUCUUGGUGCCUCUGGCUGUCUGCUCACCAUCCUGAGCCCCCCGGGCAAUCAAUGCCAUGACAUUGCUAAGAGCUCGCUGCUCUGGAGCUGGAAGCGGAUAGACUGCUACUAUGGUGCCAGUCCGUCACUGAACAUAUUUUGUGGCACAAAUCCAAUGCAGGUCAAUAGUACCUAUAUUAGCAUUUUCACGCUUAAUAUCCAAGAAGGAAAAACUGAAUUGCUUUCAUGCAGGAAUGGCUUGAAUUGUGAGAAUGACAAUCUAUUUUCAUAAUGAGACAAAUUUAUUGGGUUUCUAUCCAAAGUUGCAAAGGAAAUGUUGUGAUCUAUUGAAUAAACACAAUAGACCAGCAAAAUGGAUAGUGUGGCGGUAUAGCAGGAACAGUGGCAUCUAGUGGUCAAAAACUGGUACUUUCACACUACUUUAUGGUAAAAAAUGCAAGUGACACAAUGACACACAUCUCUGAACAGGGGAAAAAAGACAUCUCCAGAUUCACAGGGAAUACAUUACAUAGUAUGGAGAAGCAAUACUACAAGCCACAGCUUCAUACUACUUGUCAAACAUAGAGAACUGAUUCUGUAUACUGGUUGUUGGGGUGGGAUUGGCGUGGGGUCCGUGGGUGGUGUCUGACAUUUCUUUGGAGAUUCCUUGUGUCUUACUCAUUGGUAGGAAGAAGUUUGGCCCAAAUCGGAUGUUGGGUACAAUUGAAAAUGGUGGGUGUAAGAAUCAUCUUUCUUGUACUUUUUGAGGUGGAACGACCGUACGUUUGAUUGAAACCAACUAAUCAAAACAGGAACUCAUUCCAUUUUCAUCACCUUUUGAUUUCACAGAGUGACGACUGCAUUAUACUGUAGUUAGAGAGAGAGAAAGUCAAGUGUAAUUUCUGGAGCAAUCCUCUAAGCCAGGGUUGCCCAACCCUGUUCCUGGAGAGCUACCCUCCUGUAGGUUGUCACUCCAACCCUGUUCCUGGAGAGCUACCCUCCUGUAGGUUGUCACUCCAACCCUGUUCCUGGAGAGCUUCCCUCCUGUAGGUUGUCACUCCAACCCUGUUCCUGGAGAGCUACCCUCCUGUAGGUUGUCACUCCAACCCUGUUCCUGGAGAGCUACCCUCCUGUAGGUUGUCACUCCAACCCUGUUCCUGGAGAGCUACCCUCCUGUAGGUUGUCACUCCAACCCUGUUCCUGGAGAGCUACCCUCCUGUAGGUUGUCACUCCAACCCUGUUCCUGGAGAGCUUCCCUCCUGUAGGUUGUCACUCCAACCCUGUUCCUGGAGAGCUUCCCUCCUGUAGGUUUUUAACUCCAACCCUGUUCCUGGAGAGCUGCCCAACCCUGUUCCUGGAGAGCUACCCUCCUGUAGGUUUUAACUCCAACCCUGUUCCUGGAGAGCUACCCUCCUGUAGGUUUUAACUCCAACCCUGUUCCUGGAGAGCUACCGUCCUGUAGGUUUUCACUCCAACCCUGUUCCUGGAGAGCUACCCUCCUGUAGGUUGUCACUCCAACCCUGUUCCUGGAGAGCUACCGUCCUGUAGGUUGUCACUCCAACCCUGUUCCUGGAGAGCUACCCUCCUGUAGGUUUUAACUCCAACCCUGUUCCUGGAGAGCUACCCUCCUGUAGGUUGUCACUCCAACCCUGUUCCUGGAGAGCUACCCUCCUCUAGGUUGUCACUCCAACCCUGUUCCUGGAGAGCUUCCCUCCUGUAGGUUGUCACUCCAACCCUGUUCCUGGAGAGCUACCCUCCUCUAGGUUGUCACUCCAACCCUGUUCCUGGAGAGCUACCCUCCUGUAGGUUUUCACUCCAACCCUGUUCCUGGAGAGCUACCCUCCUGUAGGUUGUCACUCCAACCCUGUUCCUGGAGAGCUUCCCUCCUGUAGGUUUUUAACUCCAACCCUGUUCCUGGAGAGCUGCCCAACCCUGUUCCUGGAGAGCUACCCUCCUGUAGGUUUUAACUCCAACCCUGUUCCUGGAGAGCUACCCUCCUGUAGGUUUUAACUCCAACCCUGUUCCUGGAGAGCUACCGUCCUGUAGGUUUUCACUCCAACCCUGUUCCUGGAGAGCUACCCUCCUGUAGGUUGUCACUCCAACCCUGUUCCUGGAGAGCUACCGUCCUGUAGGUUGUCACUCCAACCCUGUUCCUGGAGAGCUACCCUCCUGUAGGUUUUAACUCCAACCCUGUUCCUGGAGAGCUACCCUCCUGUAGGUUGUCACUCCAACCCUGUUCCUGGAGAGCUACCCUCCUCUAGGUUGUCACUCCAACCCUGUUCCUGGAGAGCUUCCCUCCUGUAGGUUGUCACUCCAACCCUGUUCCUGGAGAGCUACCCUCCUCUAGGUUGUCACUCCAACCCUGUUCCUGGAGAGCUACCCUCCUGUAGGUUUUCACUCCAACCCUGUUCCUGGAGAGCUACCCUCCUGUAGGUUGUCACUCCAACCCUGUUCCUGGAGAGCUACCCUCCUGUAGGUUUUCACUCCAACCCUGUUCCUGGAGAGCUACCCUCCUGUAGGUUGUCACUCCAACCCUGUUCCUGGAGAGCUACCCUCCUGUAGGUUGUCACUCCAACCCUGUUCCUGGAGAGCUACCCUCCUGUAGGUUUUCGCUCCAACCCCAGGUGUUACUAACCUGAUUCAUCUUAUCAACCUGCUAAUUAUUAGAAUCAGGUGUGCUAGAUUAGGGUUGGAGCAAAAACUUACAGGAUGGGAGCUCUCCAGGAACAGGGUUGGGCCGUCCUCCUCUAUCCAUGGGCUGCUGUUCUGUGGCCUGUGUUUGAGUUGGGCCUGGGCCAGUAACCUCAGAAUCCCCCGGCCUGUUUUUACUCUCACUCACCUGAGCCAGGAAAUGUGUGGUUGAAUUUUAAAAAGGAAAUCAAAAUAAAAGGCCCAGUUGGGGUGGAUUUAUGGGUCGUUACUUUUAGGCUACCCGUUAAGAGUUUAUCCAGAUUUUUUUUGUCUCUCUGUGGAAAGAACCGAUUAUGGAAGAUGUGUUGGACAGAUCGUACUGAUAUCACAGCUGUCCAUGCCUGGAGGGUUAUAUAUGUUGAAUAGAUAGAUAUUAAGAUGACUUUUUAAGCCAUUCAAGGGGAACUCCACCAAAAACAACAUGUCUGAUUCAUUAUAUUUAAAAACAUCUGAUUGGACCUUUCUUUCUUUUCUUUUUAAAGGGAGAAUAUAUUCCCCUAACACAUGUGCAUGUAUUGAAACGGAUAGGCAAGAUGCAGCACAGAAAUGACCAGGAUGUGAACCCCGGUCUCUGACAACAUAUAGACCAGGGGACUCAACUCUUAACCUAAGAGGUCCGGAGCCUGCUGGUUUUCUGUUCCACCUGAUAAUUAAUUACACACACUUGGUGUCCCAGGUCUAAAUCAGGCCCUGAUUAGAGGGGAACAAUAAAAAAAAAUGCAGUGGAACUGGCUUCGAGGUUUCGAGAGUUGAGUUUGAGGGAUAUAGACUAUGAGAACUAUAGUUGUGGUAGGUGUUACCCAUUUGAGCCACACUCAAGCACAGAUGAUUUCACCUUUCUUACGUGUGAAGUCUACAAUUGUGUGUUAGGCUACUCAUUGGUACCAUAUCUUGUUAUUGGUUACAUGAAGAACAAAAGUUAGUGUGCUAGCUGUCAAAAGGAUAAUCAACCAAGCAACUUGAUGGCAUGCCCUGUAAGGAUAUGAUAUGUGUAGAAUACAGCAAUUAUAUCAUCUUAUUUAUCCACAGAGCAGUCCUACUGCGUACUAUACUUAAGGUUCCCUGAAGUUCCUCCUUGCUGUUUGUGUCUCCACUUAUGGUUUCAGCCAUGCGUCACUGGAGUGUUUGUUUUCAGUGUUAGUGUCAUUACUCAUGUACAAACAUGCCACCCUAUGUGUUUUGGGAGCCUUGUAGUGUUACAGGGCUUGCCCCCCAACCCUCACCCUCUUUUCCCCUGCCACCCUAGCCAAGCUGUUGCGUUGGACCAUCUGAGUUAUUAUUUCUGAGGUUUGGUUAGUAAACAGGAUGUUGCUCUCUCUCCUCCACACUGUGAUUGUAUCAAUUGUCCAUAGAGGCCCAGAGACUGAGCCGUGCUGCGUUCCAGACUUUAAACUCUUUGUUGAUAGCAUCUGGCCCAGAGUGGGCUCUGCCCUGCUCUAACUGGGUAGUAGGGGCCAGUGUUUAUUUCUCACUAAGUGUGCAUUUAAAAGGAGAUUAAUGUGAAGAAUGUUAAUUAGAUUAGCGCGGCAGAGAGCCCCCCCUUCCUGUAUCACAUCUCCAGUGGUGAUUGCUCAUCUGGAGAGCGUGAUGGGAUGUCUGCCUGGUAGCUUAGUUUGGUGACUAAAUGGGGCCAUUUGGAAAUGUUUAUUAACUGGAGUGAUUCGUAGUUAUGUGAAUUAGGUCACUUUGCGUUGUUGAUCUCACUUCUGAAGGUUAUGAGAUGUUUCAUUCUGGUUAAUAGAUGACAGACCCAAUGUUAAAAGAAGUCAGAAGUUGAUCAUGUGUUCUAGAAAAGUCUAAAUGAUCCUCUGUAUUGUUUUAUUGAUCCAAGGUUAAUUUCAUUAUUUGAACAAGCAGUUAAUUCCAACAGAGGAGUAUGAGGAAUCACCUUGUUCAAGAGUCUGUAGAAAGACAAUUCUGUAGCCUACUUUUCUUGACAGUUUUGCUCAUCCAGCGCAUUUCCUGCAUCUCACUGUCACUUGUUCCCCCCGUCUUCUUUCCCCCCUCAUCCCCCCCUAUUGAUGACAUUAGCCUUUCCCCUCUAGCCUAAUCUAGAUGCUUUAAUACAGCCUGUAGAUUGGAGAGAUUACUGACACUUGACCAUGAGACCUCCAAAUAUCAUGAGUCACUUUUAGCGUAGUGUAGUGUGGCUAAUUGUAGCGUGACUGUUUUGUAAAUAUAUCCCCAGAGGCUCCAAAAUAAGAGGCAGACAGUAGAUACAAAGCCCAGUCUACAGGGAGGUGAAGCCCAGACUACAGGGAGGUGAAGCCCAGACUACAGGGAGGUGAAGCCCAGACUACAGGGAGGGGAAGCCCAGCCUACAGGGAGGUGAAGCCCAGACUACAGGGAGGUGAAGCCCAGACUACAGGGAGGGGAAGCCCAGCCUACAGGGAGGUGAAGCCCAGACUACAGGGAGGGGAAGCCCAGCCUACAGGGAGGUGAAGCCCAGCCUACAGGGAGGUGAAGCCCAGACUACAGGGAGGGGAAGCCCAGCCUACAGGGAGGUGAAGCCCAGCCUACAGGGAGGGGAAGCCCAGCCUACAGGGAGGUGAAGCCCAGUCUACAGGGAGGGGAAGCCCAGCCUACAGGGAGGUGAAGCCCAGCCUACAGGGAGGUGAAGCCCAGACUACAGGGAGGGGAAGCCCAGCCUACAGGGAGGUGAAGCCCAGACUACAGGGAGGGGAAGCCCAGACUACAGGGAGGGGAAGCCCAGUCUACAGGGAGGGGAAGCCCAGCCUACAGGGAGGUGAAGCCCAGCCUACAGGGAGGUGAAGCCCAGACUACAGGGAGGGGAAGCCCAGCCUACAGGGAGGUGAAGCCCAGACUACAGGGAGGGGAAGCCCAGACUACAGGGAGGGGAAGGCUAGACUACAGGGAGGGGAAGGCUAGACUACAGGGAGGUGAAGCCCAGACUACAGGGAGGGGAAGCCCAGCCUACAGGGAGGUGAAGCCCAGACUACAGGGAGGUGAAGCCCAGACUACAGGGAGGGGAAGCCCAGCCUACAGGGAGGUGAAGCCCAGACUACAGGGAGGGGAAGCCCAGCCUACAGGGAGGUGAAGCCCAGCCUACAGGGAGGUGAAGCCCAGACUACAGGGAGGGGAAGCCCAGCCUACAGGGAGGUGAACCCCAGCCUACAGGGAGGGGAAGCCCAGCCUACAGGGAGGUGAAGCCCAGUCUACAGGGAGGGGAAGCCCAGCCUACAGGGAGGUGAAGCCCAGCCUACAGGGAGGUGAAGCCCAGACUACAGGGAGGGGAAGCCCAGCCUACAGGGAGGUGAAGCCCAGACUACAGGGAGGGGAAGCCCAGACUACAGGGAGGGGAAGCCCAGUCUACAGGGAGGGGAAGCCCAGCCUACAGGGAGGUGAAGCCCAGCCUACAGGGAGGUGAAGCCCAGACUACAGGGAGGGGAAGCCCAGCCUACAGGGAGGUGAAGCCCAGACUACAGGGAGGGGAAGCCCAGACUACAGGGAGGGGAAGGCUAGACUACAGGGAGGGGAAGGCUAGACUACAGGGAGGGGAAGCCCAGGAGGUGAAGCCCAGACUACAGGGAGGUGAAGCCCAGACUACAGGGAGGGGAAGCCCAGACUACAGGGAGGGGAAGCCCAGACUACAGGGAGGGGAAGCCCUGUAUUGUAGAUAGAUCCUUGUUUGCUUUUCUCCCGGAUGUUUUCCACUGAACGUUGGAAGCCCUUAGCAAACUUUUUCCACAAUAGCAUCAUGCAUGGAGUUUGGCUUACUUGUUAAAAAGUUAAUUGUGUAUACAUUUUGGACACUGAGUAAGAGUGUCUAGUAAGACGGUUUCAAGGGAGUUUCAAAACGCACCUCAAGUCUUUAGAUGAAUCAACUUCAACUUACAAAUUCAGCUUUUGCAGAAUUUUAGAAAAGCAAACUCCGCAUGACGUCCUCCUUUGGAACCUCUCAAGGCGUUGAAUGAAAGGCAAAGUGAAAGAAAAACAACCCAGAACACUAACUCCAAGCUAUGGGAGUCUCCCCGGAUCAAGCACUGUUCUAUCUAAGCAGAUAAAUAAUGAAGUGACAGCAGUUUCACAACAAAAACCUAACUUUUCUUCUUCUGUUGUUUUGUUUCUCAGGGGGAGACACCAGAGAAUGAAAGGUAAGAAGUAGCUAUAACCUUGGCAAAAUCAUUUUGUCAGUUACAAUUUGGGCUAGUUUAUUUCUGUUGCAUGUAUCCUAUCUUCAGCACACCUAUUGCUUAAGCACAUUAUGAGCAUGGUGCUGUAGGCACUAGGCAGGAGGGAAGAAAUUGCUGCACAUUGUUGCCGAUAAAACACUAUAAUCUCAUGCUAAUCGCACUGAGGUGGGUACUGGUAGCUGUCCCCAUCAGACAGACAGACAGACAGACAGACAGACACUCGUGGUACUGCACAGUCCCAAUGCCAGACAGAAGACAAAGGGAGGGCUAGAGAUUGGUUCAGGACUUUACUCCCCUGAUGAAACAAAGACCAGGACGUCCUCAUCAUCACUGUCAUUUGUUAUUUAAACUCAUGUUCCCCUGGACUCAAUCUAUUUUAUUUGACACUCAACUCCAUCCCAAAUGUUCAUUUUAUGUUAAAUAUGACUAUGGCCUAAGCACUGUUAUAUUUUGUACAUUCCCCUUUACCAUAGUUCCCAUGUUAUUUUUUCAUCUGACCUAACCUACACACUCAUAUUCCACUUGACUGUACCAUAAACACAUACAUUACUUCACAUCCCUCAACCUCCUCCCCCCUUCUCCUCUCCGCUCCCUCCUCUCCCAGCUCCAGCCAAGCUCCAGCCCAUCCCUGAAGACGAGCUCUGUCCCUUCUGUUUCCAGUGGCGUCGCCCAGACAACCACCGCAUGCGGCUGCAUCCCAAGCGGCGUGCAUCGUUGCGGGUGCAGAGCGUGCUGCGGAGGGAGGCCAGGGGUAAGAGGCUCAGCCUGGCUCAGAUGGACAUUUUACGGAGGUUCAGGGGCUCCUCAUCAGUGCUGGUGAGAAUAACACUCCUCUUCUCCAUUGUCAAUCCCCAGUACCUGAAAGUUAAGAUGUGGAUCGUAUUCAUUAGUGCAAAACGUAACAAAAAUGUUGCUACAGGAAAAAGCAUUUUGCAUAUAAGUUCAGCUAGUCCCUCCCUGCUUUGGUCCCUUUUUUUCUGUUUGGUGUCUUGUGAAUAUGACCAAAUAUUAUCUAUUAUAUUGACAAGAUAGUCAAGUGACCAAUGAAAAUACAUGUCCUCACAGAUGGAAGGCAGGCGGGAAGAGGCGAGAUCAGAUGGGACCAUUCUAGCCAAUGAGAGGGCAGAUACGCAUGUGAACAACAGGCACAACUCCAAUUUAAAGUCGUUUUUUUUGCCACGUGGGUCCACUUAUCAGUGCAUUCGUAACAACCUAACCAUUAAGAAACUUCUAUUCGAUCAUCUAAGCAAAUUAGCAAUUACAUUUUUUGUUGACCAAAUUCGACACUCGUUAACCUCCAUAAAGAAAUCCCUCACUUUGUGGCCUCUCUGAUAUGACCCUGGUCUCUACCUUUUACAGAUCAGGUAAUGUAAGGAAGUGAGGGAAGGAGGCCCCGUUAAAGUAUGGAGAUUCAUCCUGUUUCUAGGUCUCUCCUUGUCUGAAGGGUUACAUAAUGUUGAAAAUUGGCCAUUCCCGAAAUAGAAGACACGAGACACAGAAUGGAGUUGUUCUCGGUACACUACAUGACCGAAAGUCAUGUAGUGACUUCGGACAUCACAUUCCAAAAUCAUGGGUAUUAAUAUGGAGUAGGUCCCCUCCAUUUGCUGCUAUAACAGCCUCACUCUUCUGGGAAGGCUUUCCACUAGAUGUUGGAACAUUGCUGUGGGGACUUGCUUCCAUUCAGCCACGAGCAUUAGUGUGGUCGGGCACUGAUGUUGAGCAAUUAGGCCUGGUUCGAAGUCGGCAUUCCAAUUCAUCCCAAAGGUGUUUGAUGGGGUUGAGGUCAGGGCUCUGUGCAGGCCAGUCAAGUUCUUCCACAUCAAUCUCGACAAACCAUUUCUGUAUGGACCUCGCUUUGUGCAUGGGGGCAUUGUCAUGCAGAGACAGGAAAGGGCCUUCCCCAAACUGUUGUCACAAAGUUGGAAGCACAGAAUAAUCUAGAAUGUCAUUAUACAGUAUGCUGUAGCGUUAAGAUUUCCCUUCACUGGAACUAAGCCCCAGACCAUUAUUCCUCCACCAAACUUUAUAGUUGGCACUAUGCAGUGGGGCAGGUAGGGUUCUCCUGGCAUCUGCCAAACCCAGAUUUGUCCGUCGGACUGCCAGAUGGUGAAGCAUGAUUCAUCACUCCAGAGAAUGCUUUUCCACUGCGCCAGAGUCCAAUGGUGGCGAGCUUUACACCACUACAGCCGAUGCUUGGCAUUGCGCAGGGUGAUCUUAGGCUUGUGUGCUCGGUAAUGGAAUCCCAUUUCAUGAAGCUUCCGACGAACAUUUCUUGUGCUGACGUUGCUUCCAGAGGCAGUUUGGAACUCGGUAGUGAGUGUUGCAACCGAGGACAGACGAUUUUUACGCACUACGUGCUUCAGCACGCGGCGGUCCUGUUCUGUGAGCUUGUGUGUACCACUUCGGCUGAGCCGUUGUUGCUCCUAGACGUUUCCACUUCACAAUAACAGCACUUACAGUUGACCAGGGCAGCUCUAGCAGGGCAGAAAUUUGACCAACUGACUUGUUGGAAAGGUGGCAUCCUAGUUAGCCUAUGGAGAUUGCAUGGCUGUGUGCUACAGUCGUAUGAAAAAGUUUGGGCACCCCUGACAAUUUCCAUGAUAUCCAUUUAUAAAUAAUUGGGUGUUUGGAUCAGCAAUUUCAUUUUGAUCUAUCAAAUAACUGAUGGACACAGUAAUAUUUAAUUAGUGAAAUUAGGUUUAUUGGAUUAACAGAAAAUUUGCAAUAUGCAUCAAAACGAAAUUAGACAGGUGCAUACAUUUGGGCACCCCAACAGAAAAAUCACAUCAAUAUUUAGUAGAGCCUCCUUUUGCUAAAAUAACAGCCUCUAGACGCUUCCUAUAGCCUCUAAUGAGUGUCUGGAUUCUGGAUGAAGGUAUUUUGGACCAUUCCUCCUUACAAAACAUCUCCACUUCAGUUAGGUUUGAUGGUUGCCGAGCAUGGACAGCCCGCUUCAAAUCAUCCCACAGAUUCUCAAUGAUAUUCAGGUCUGGGGACUGGGAUAGCCAUUCCAGAACAUUGUACUUGUUUCUCUGCAUAAAUGCCCGGGUAGAUUUUGAGCAGUGUUUUGGGUCGUUGAAAUAUCCAGCCCCGGCGUAACUUAAACUUAGUGACUGAUUCUUCAACAUUAUUCCCAAGAAUCUGCUGAUAUUGAGUGGAAUCCAUGCGACCCUCAACUUUAACAAGAUUCCCAGAACCGGUACUGGCCACACAGCCCCACAGCAUGAUGGAACCCCCACCAAAUUUUACUGUGGGUAGCAAGUGUUUUUCUUGGAACGCGGUGUUCUUUUGCCGCCAUGCAUAACGCCCCUUGUUAUGACCAAAUUACUCAAUCUUUGUUUCAUCAGUCCACAGCACCUAAUUCCAAAAUGAAGCUGGCUUGUCCAAAUGUGCGUUUGCAUACCUCAAGCGACUCUGUUUGUGGCGUGUGUGCAGAAAAGGCUUCUUCCGCAUCACUCUCCCGUACAGCUUCUCCUUGUGCAAAGUGCGCUGAAUUGUUGAACGAUGCACAGUGACACCAUCUGCAGCAAGAUGAUGUUGUAGGUCUUUGGAGAUGGUCUGUGGGCUGUUUUUGACCGUUCUCACCAUCCUUCGCCUUUGCCCCUCCGAUAUUUGACUUGGCCUGCCACUUCUGGCCUUAACAAGAACUGUGCCUGUGGUCUUCCAUUUCCUCACUAUGUUCCUCACAGUGGCCACUGACAGCUUACAUCUCUGCGAUAGCUUUUUGUAGCCUUCCCCUAAACCAUAAUGUUGAACAAUCUUUGUUUUCAGGUCAUUUGAGAGUUGUUUUGAGGCCCCCAUGUUGCCACUCUUCAGAGGAGAGUCAAAGAGAACAACAACUUGCAAUUGGCCACCUUAAAUACCUUUUCUCAUGAUUGGAUGCACUUGUCUAUGAAGUUCAAGGCUUAAUGAGCUCACCAAACCAAUUGUGUGUUCCAAUCAAUCAGUGCUAAGUAGUUACAGUUAUUCAAAUCAACAGAAUGACAAGGGUGGCCAAAUUUUUGCAUAGCCUAUUUUUCACAUCUGAUUUAAUUUCAUACAACUUAAUAUUGCUACACUAAAAAUCUUUGUCUGGACAAUACCCCAGUACUCAGCUUUUAUUAGAAAAUGAAUGGCAUGACACUGUGAUCAUUUUCUGUGACGACAGAGUAAAUUGUUAUGCAGCCUCAGAGGGGUGCCCAAACUUUUUCAUACGACUGUAGAUUUUAUACACGUGUCAGCAACGGUUGUGGCUGAAAUAGCCGAAUCCACUUAUUUGAAGGGGUGUCCAUAUACUUUUAUAUAUAUCGUGUAUGUCCAAACUCCUCCCCUAUGGCCUGAGUAGCAGGUCAGAGGAUAGAUGGGGGCAUUUUCCUCCAUCAGGGAAACAGAAUCGGUAAAGUACCAUUGAUUGACAAUGGCCUAAUGAAGACUCAUAUCGGUCGAAACGUUGCCUCAUUGAAAAUCUCUGGCAGCAUCUAAUGCACACUGGCCGUGUCCCAUACUUGCGUUCUAAAUAGUAGCUUUUUUGGGUAUGCGAAAAUUGAAAGUUGUAUAGUAAGUGAAAUAUUGAAAAUGUAGUAUGCUUUAAAUGCCAGGAUGUCAUACUCAUUUAGGCUUUUCAGCUAGUAGAAUUCGCUGCACACUAUUGAGGAAGAGAAUGGUGUUUUCACACCGUGUGUUUGACCACAGCUGAUGAUAGUAUGUCAUUUUAGUAAGUAGUAGACAAGACAGAUUUCGGACACGGCCAGUGUGUUCAAGUCAGGUUAGGUAUUCCCCUUUCAUUCCUCUAGUCUCCCAUCAACUUUGCAGAGGGAAACCCUCAGAGAGUGGGAGCGAACAGAUUGCUGUGUCAAUAAAUCUAUCAAAUUUCAUUUCUAAAGCCCUUUUUGUAACUGCAGUGCUUUUACACUGUCUUGUUUGGUAUGCAGCACUGGAGAGGCUCUGUUCUCUCUCUGGUCAGACGCACUGAGGAGGAAUCCCUGGGCAGCCAAGGUCAGGUUGUGAUAGGCCAGCCUGAUAAUCAUCACAGCCAGGGUCAGGUUAUGAUUAGCCAGCCAGAUAAUGAUCACAGCCAGGGUCAGGUUGUGAUUUGCCAGCCUGAUAAUGAUCACAGCCAGGGUCAGGUUGUGAUUGGCCAGCCAGAUAAUGAUCACAGCCAGGGUCAGGUUGUGAUUGGCCAGUCAGAUAACAAUCACAGAGGAACAGAAAGCAUUUAGUUAGUGCAGACCCGGUGGAGUCAAAUAGGGACAGGGCCAAAGGAGAUAAACACUUAGGUUAUGUCAGGGUCGAACACAAGUCGUUUGGCGAGAGAGAGUAGUUAUGUUGGCCAUUUCUAUGGUAAAAGGUACACAAGUGGAAAUUAUACCGCUAGAUAUCUAAAUUGCUUUAUCUCUCUAGGUGGUUUUUUAAGACCAAGGACCUCUCCUGUAGUGUGGUUUACUUCACUUCAAAUGUGCAUUAGUUUCAUCCAGAGAAAGCACUGUGUAUUUAAACAGUACUAUAGCAAAUAGCUUCAUUAUCAGUAUGAAUUUAUUGUUACUCAAGAUGAGCUUCCUGAAUACAGGAACUCUGUUGUGUAGCACAAGUUGAUAUUUUCCCUUCUGUCGUGUGACUUACUGGUAAGUGAAUCCUCUUUAGCUGCAUUUUUCGCAGAUAUAUUUUUACCUUUCAACUUGGAGGUCACUGGUCACUCGCCCAGGCAUAAAAUAGCAGUGAGUAGAAGAGCUCCACAAGCUGUCUAGGUGCGAAGCCGCGAGGCCCACAUAGACAUGCGUGGUUGUGAGUGUACUGUUAACCCUUAAGCAGACGAGGCACUCUGAAGACAAUAGGAAGAAUUCCGUCUCAUUCGCUCAUUCGCUCGGGGCUGCUGUUUGUCAACACCUUCUAGUGGGAGCUGCCGAUGACACUGAGGCAGGAAGAUUAGAUUUAUCACCCUCUCUCUCUCUCUGUUCCCCACCCCCCACCCUUCCUGUCAUUCCAUGCCAACAGAAGUCUUUUGCUCAGGAAGAGAGUGAUAAAUAAUGGAAGGAGAGUGAGAUGAAGGGUCACAGAUCCCAGCUUUAAGAAGGGUUUGUUUUUACUGUAUGUCUCAUUUCUGUUUGCCGUUUUAGGAUUAGUGGAGAUAUUUACUAGGCCUAAAUUACCGUUGAGUAUGACUUGAUUAGUGGCAUUCAUUUGGCCAGUAAACGUAGGAAGUCUUUGAGGAUAUUGAAGUUAUAGAUCUAGUUUUUAGUUACAGCUUCCAUGUAGUGUUGACAGAAUGCCUUUUUAGAGUUCUUGCUAUUGCACCCCUUACACACACACACACACACACACACACACCACACACCACACACACACACACACACACACACACACACCACACACACCACACACACACACCACACACACACACACAAGCCUCAUAUAGGCUACAUUAUAUUCACGCAUAUGUAGCCUAUUUACUCAUGUAUUUAUAUAUCUCGGUGUAAAGCCCCUUGAUUUGUAUAUCACUCCACAUUAGUGGCCUCCAAGUUUCAAGAGGAAUAUGAAUGUGUUUCCCAUAGCUUCAUUCUGUCUGAUGUGAAGCUUGCGGGUCUAUUUAAAUCAGGUGUAUCUAUGCAACCGGUGCAGAGAGAUAUGGAAAUGUUUGCCACGGUCCGUGCCAUGGUGAAACUUGCACUCCUGUAGAUCUGAAAUAAUUGAAUGGUGAAACUUGCAUCCAGCCAUCCAGAAAAGCAAGGCGAAGCAAUUCAGGCAUUCUUGAAAGUCAGGACAAUACUUGUCCUGCAAAUAAACAUUAUUUUUAUAGUUGAAAAAAUAGAGCAGUAGGCAUUUAGAAUUAAAUGUGGAGUGGAGCUUGAUAGUUAGGCCUACGUGAUGACAUCAGGUGCCCGCGUACCUUCAAAAUUAUUUAUUCGAAAAACGCUCUUUUAAUCAUAUUUUGUUGCAAUAAAGAAAAAGAAAAGAAAAAUCCACCCCCCUGACAAACGGAUAAAAAUGUUGAUCUUUAGAACAUUUCUCCUAUAGCUGCCGUUUUCAUUACACAUGUUGCAAUUAUUUUUGUUGUUGCUUUUGUGGAAAAAACCUGGGUCAAUGGAAACCUGGCUGCUGUGUCGCCCGGGACGUUAGAGAAGCGCAGCAGAGGGCUUUGACACCCGGAGAGGGUGGGAAGCAGCAAGAUGACAACGGGAGAUGGGCGGUUGACUGCUUUGGGGGCGUUUUAGACAGGCAGGCAGGAGGACACCUUGGGGGGUUUUAGACAGGCAUGUAGGAGGACACCUUGGGGGGUUUUAGACAGGCAGGCAGGAGGACACCUUGGGGGGUUUUAGACAGGCAUGUAGGAGGACACCUUGGGGGGUUUUAGACAGGCAGGCAGGAGGACACCUUGGGGGGUUUUAGACAGGCAGGCAGGAAGACACCUUGGGGGGGUUUUAGACAGACAGGCAGGCAGGAGGACUCCACCUUGGGGGGGUUUUAGACAGGCAGUCAGGAGGACACCUUGGGGGGUUUUUAGACAGGCAGUCAGGAGGACACCUUGUUUUUUUUUUAGACAGGCAGAAGUACACCUUGUUGUUUUUUUAGACAGGCAGUCGGGAGGACACCUUGGUUUUUUUUUAGACAGGCAGUCAGGAGGACACCAGCUACGCUCUGAUAGAAAAAAAUCACUUUGCUCAUGCUGCACAUGUUGGGAUUUGCCAGGUGUUUAGUGAAUUAUUAUAAGCAUCUUGCACUGACACACACACCAACACCGUAGCCACACACACCAACACCGCAGCCACACACACCAACACCGCAGCCACACACACCAACACCGCAUCCACACACACACACCAACACUGCAGCCACACACACACACACACCAACACCGUAGCCACAAACACACACACACACCAACACCGCAGCCACACACACACACACCAACACCGCAGCCACACACACCAACACUGCAGCCACACACACCAACACCGCAGCCACACACACACCAACACUGCAGCCACACACACACACACACCAACACCGUAGCCACAAACACACACACACACCAACACCGUAGCCACAAACACACACACACACCAACACCGCAGCCACACACACACACACCAACACUGCAGCCACACACACCAACACCGCAGCCACACACACACACACCAACACCGCAGCCACACACACACACACACACCAACACCGCAGACACACACACACUCCUUCCCUGCCAGCUGGCUAAUGACUACUUCAUCUGCAGAAACUCACUGGGAGGGAUGACUACACACAUACACUCCCCCCCACACACACGUUCAUACCCCCUGUCCCCCCUCUAUAGCAUGCCAACCAGAUACCCCCUGUCCCCCCUCUAUAGCAUGCCAACCAGAUACCCACCUUCUCCCCUCUAUAGCAUGCCAACCAGAUACCCCGUCUCCCCUCUAUAGCAUGCCAACCAGAUACCCCCUGUCCCCCCUCUAUAGCAUGCCAACCAGAUACCCACCUUCUCCCCUCUAUAGCAUGCCAACCAGAUACCCCGUCUCCCCUCUAUAGCAUGCCAACCAGAUACCCCCUGUCCCCCCAUCUAUAGCAUGCCAACCAGAUACACCCUGUCCCCCUCCAAAAUGGCAACCUAUUCCCUACUUAAUGCACUACUUUUGACAAGAGACCAUAGGGAAGAGGGUGCCAUUUAGGACCCUGACUGUCAGACUCCAUCCUGUAUCCAUUCAACACGUGCCACUCUCACCACUUGCCAUUACCUCUGGAAAUGAAAACAUCAUGAUGCCCAAAUCCAGCUAAAGCCAGCCUGUCGUUGUCUCCACUAUGCAUCUGUCAGCAUCCUCAAGGGCAAUGAUGCCUGUUGGAGCCCCAGAGACAAGGUCAGCACAGCAGCCAGCCUGGCCUGGCUUAGUGCAGCACAGGGAGGGCUGGGAGGGGAUGGGGAUGGGAGGGGAUGGGGAUGAGAGGGGAGGGGAGGGGAGAGGAGGGGGGAGAGAGGAGGAGAGGGGGGAGGGGAGAGAGGAGGAGAGAAGAGAGAGGAGGGGAGAGGAGAGAGGAGGGGAGAGGAGGGGAGGGGGGAGAGAGGAGGAUAGGGGAGAGAGGGGAGGGGGGAGAGAAGAGAGGGGGGAGGAGAGGGGGGAGGGGGGGGGGGAGAAAGAGGGGAUU